Messenger RNA from Lasiodiplodia theobromae, 627 nucleotides. RefSeq lists its product as uncharacterized. Lineage: Eukaryota; Fungi; Ascomycota; Dothideomycetes; Botryosphaeriales; Botryosphaeriaceae. The record is from RefSeq and is a predicted model, not a curated record. Bases 1 to 627 code for a protein of 208 amino acids. The transcript is spliced from 2 exons.
AUGUUCUCCAGCUUGCUCUUCAUCUCGACCCGGAUCUUCCAGAUCAUCACCCUCAUUCCCACUCUGGGCAUGCUCGCCUGGUUCGUCCACGGCUACGUCUCCCAGAAUGCUCUCACCCCGGAUUUCAUCCUGAUCCUGUUCAUCGCAUCCGUGCUCGGUGCAGCAUGGUGCAUUGCGACGCUGGUCGCUUACGCGCGCGCUCGUUACUCGGCCCUCUUCGUCGCUCUGGUUGACCUGGGUUUCCUCGGCCUCUUCAUCGCUGCCGUCUACGAGCUGCGCGGAAUCGCCAGCGCCAAUUGCAACAACUUCAGCAGGGACCCUUACUACAUCACCCUCGGAGUCGUCGGCGGUCCUGGCCUCACCAUCAACACCGAAUGGUCGUUCCACCCGAACAAGGAAUGCUCAAUGCUCAAGGCCUGCUUCGCCUUUGGCAUCAUGAACUGCAUCUUCUUCUUCACCUCCUUCCUCCUCGCUCUUUUGGUGCACCGCCACCACCGUGACCACGACGUCGUUGUGAAGCGCACCACGCACGUUUCUCGUCACAGCCACCGUCCCAGGAGCCGCGACUACGGCUACUCGAGCAGCCCGCGCCGCUCUCACCACAGCUCCCGCAGAUACUACGUCUGA